Messenger RNA from Guillardia theta CCMP2712, 1887 nucleotides. RefSeq lists its product as hypothetical. NCBI's taxonomy places the organism in Eukaryota, Cryptophyceae, Pyrenomonadales, Geminigeraceae. Bases 1 to 1887 code for a protein of 628 amino acids. The record is from RefSeq and is a predicted model, not a curated record. The transcript has 22 exons.
AUGAGCCAUCGUUCGCCGUUUUCAACAGGAUUUGUUGGAAUGUUGAGAUUCCCGGUCCGAGCCUGCAAGGAUCAGGCGCUAUUCCACGCUCACACCUCGCGCCAUCGAUGCAGAUACUUCAGUGCUGGCGGUGAGAAAGCGAAUGGGGGCGGUGGGAAGGCAUGGAAGUCCUUCGCUGGAGCCGGGCUCGUGUCUGUGGGGCUAGUGUCUGCUGGAGUGAUCGUGCAGUCUGGAGGCUACAAAAAGGCGGCAGAGAGGGUAGAGAUCGUCACGACGUCGGUCACAAGAGCAUGCCGGAGUUUCUGGGUCCUCGGGAAAGUGGCUGUGGACUACAAGAGAACCAUCUUCCUGUACAAGUCCACCGACCAGUACAAGGAGGAGCUAUCGAAGUGCCACCGGCGGUCAGCCGAUGAGCUGCUGCGGCUGUGCCAGAAACAGGCGGGGGUCUACAUCAAAGCUGGACAGCAUAUCUCGUCCUUGCGGCCGGUCAUCCCGGCAGAGUUCACGGACACGCUGUCCUGCCUCUGCGACAAGGCACCGCAGAGCACGUUGCAGGACGUGGAGAGGGUGUUCCGCGAUGACAUCGGGAUGGAGAUGAGCGACGUCUUCGAGGACUUUGAUCCCGUCCCUGUGGGAUGCGCGUCUCUCGCACAGGUUCACAAGGCUCGUCUGAAGAAGCGUUCAGCUCUUCCUGAGCAGUUCCCCGAGACCGUUGCGGUCAAAGUUCAGCAUUCUUGGAUGAGUCAGCACACUGAGAGCGAUCUCCUUGCGGUGGAGGUUGUUGCUGCAGUGAUCGAGCUGCUGUUCAAGGGAGUUCAGGUCAAGUGGAUUCUUCCUGUUUUCCGAUCCAACCUCGACACCGAGCUUGAUUUUCGGUCUGAGUGUGCCAACUUGAAGCAAUGCGCGUACAACUUCAGGAACGAUGUCGACAUCCGCGUCCCGUUGCUGGUGGAGCAUCUUUGUUCCAAGCGCGUCCUCACCAUGGAGUUCAUCGAGGGUGUCAAGAUCGACGAUAAGGAGAAGCUUAUUCAGCAAGGAAUCGACCCGACCAAGGUUGCUCAGUCCGUCACCAAGCUGUUUGGGGAGAUGAUCUUCCUGCACGGUUUUGUCCACUGCGAUCCUCACCCGGGGAACAUGCUCGUCCAAAAAGUCACCAACGGUCGGACUGGCCGAAAUUACAACUUGGUAGUGCUCGACCACGGGCUCUAUCGGGAGAUCUCGUCGGAGUCGAGGAAGACUUACUGCACUCUGUGGGAGGCGAUGGUCUCCAUGGAGAUGGGGGUCGGCAAGUACGCGAAGCUGUUUCCCCUCAUCUUCACCAUGCGCUCCAUAGACAGCAAAGUCAGGCUGGGCGAACGUAUGUCGUCGGAGGAGCGAACGAGGGUGCGCUCGGAGCUCGGAAUCCCUGGCUUCACCAAGGAUGACUUCGACUUGGUGGAGCACUCCUGCCUCCUUCCUCGUGCUCCCCCUGUCUCUCCAGCUUCCUCAUCUUCAGCUUCACCUGCCCGGCUUCUUUCCUUCACCUGCCUCACCAUCAACCUUGAGCAGAUCCCCCGAGAUCUGCUCUUUAUCAUCCGCACCCAGAACCUCGUCCGCGCUCUGUGCUCCGACCUUGGACUUCGUCCGAGAGAACGAUUCCGCAUCUAUGCAAGACUCGCGGCCGAGGGCAACGUCCACGAGCACGAAGACUUGCUCGACAGCCGUCGUCUGCGCUUCUCGAACCUGCUCAGGAAGUGGCUGCGGGGGAUCCAGUUCGAGGUGCACAUGUUCUUCAUUGAGGUGGCGCUGUGGUGCUACACCAUGCUUCCUCGCGCACUCACCAUCUUCAAAUAUGAUAUGGAUGAGCUUGUACCGGCCUCAGCCAAGACUGUUUAUACAGGCGUGUAG